AUGGCAGCCAUAAAGCCUGAGGAGAUAAGCCACCCACCAAUGGACCAACUUCAAGGCUUAGAGUAUUGUAUAGAUUCAAACCCAUCUUGGGCUGAGACAAUAGCUUUAGGUUUCCAGCAUUACAUUUUGGCCUUAGGAACUGCGGUGAUGAUCCCUUCAUUUCUGGUGCCUGUGAUGGGUGGAAGUGAUGAUGAUAAAGUGAGGGUGGUACAGACCCUCCUUUUUGUUGAAGGAAUUAAUACACUAUUGCAGACACUCUUUGGAACAAGAUUACCAACAGUGAUAGGAGGAUCAUAUGCAUUCAUGGUCCCCAUUAUAUCUAUAAUCCGUGAUCCCUCUUUUGCAAUGAUAGAGGACCCACAUUUGAGAUUUCUAAGCACAAUGAGAGCAGUUCAAGGAGCUUUAAUAGUAGCUUCAAGCAUACAAAUAAUUUUGGGAUUUAGUCAAAUAUGGGCUAUUUGUUCCAGAUUUUUCAGCCCACUUGGAAUGGUUCCAGUAAUAGCCUUAGUUGGUUUUGGACUAUUUGACAGAGGCUUCCUGGUGGUGGGGACUUGCGUUGAAAUUGGAAUUCCCAUGCUAAUCCUAUUUAUAGCCUUCUCUCAGUACUUGAAAAAUUUUCAGAUAAAGCAAGUACCUAUACUAGAGAGAUUUGCUCUACUCAUUUCCACAACAGUGAUAUGGGCAUAUGCACACUUGUUAACAGCAAGUGGAGCAUACAAACACCGCCCAGACUUAACCCAACAUAGUUGCAGGACAGACAGGGCCAACCUCAUCUCUUCUGCUCCAUGGAUAAAGAUUCCAUACCCUCUUGAGUGGGGUGCUCCUACAUUUGAUGCGGGUCAUGCUUUUGGAAUGAUGGCUGCUGUGUUAGUCUCAUUAGUUGAGUCAACUGGGGCAUACAAAGCUGCAUCACGUCUAGCAAGUGCCACACCACCUCCUGCUCACGUGCUGAGUCGUGGUGUUGGUUGGCAGGGAAUUGGAAUCUUGCUGAAUGGCCUUUUUGGAACACUCACUGGUUCUACUGUUUCUGUAGAAAAUGUGGGGCUUCUAGGAAGCAAUCGUAUUGGCAGUAGAAGAGUCAUUCAAGUUUCAGCUGGCUUUAUGAUAUUCUUCUCAAUGUUAGGAAAAUUUGGAGCUCUAUUUGCAUCAAUACCAUUCCCCAUGUUUGCUGCUGUGUACUGUGUUUUGUUUGGUAUUGUGGCAUCUGUGGGGCUAUCAUUUUUGCAAUUCACUAACAUGAACUCAAUGAGGAACCUCUUUAUCUGUGGUGUUUCCCUCUUCUUAGGUUUGUCCAUUCCUGAGUAUUUCAGAGAAUACACUAUCAGGGCCUUUCAUGGCCCUGCUCAUACCAAUGCUGGAUGGUUCAAUGAUUUCCUUAAUACCAUAUUCUUUUCUUCCCCAACGGUUGCAUUGAUUGUUGCUGUGUUUUUGGACAACACUCUUGACUACAAGGAUAGUGCCAAAGACAGGGGAAUGCCAUGGUGGGCAAAGUUUAGAACAUUUAAAGGAGAUAGCCGAAAUGAAGAGUUCUAUACCCUCCCUUUCAACCUCAACCGUUUCUUCCCUCCAUCCUAA
This is a messenger RNA of Sphenostylis stenocarpa, 1575 nucleotides long. The record is from the annotation of a GenBank genome assembly. NCBI's taxonomy places the organism in Eukaryota, Viridiplantae, Streptophyta, Magnoliopsida, Fabales, Fabaceae.